Molecule: messenger RNA, 16839 nt
Organism: Harmonia axyridis
Lineage: Eukaryota; Metazoa; Arthropoda; Insecta; Coleoptera; Coccinellidae
Product: histone-lysine N-methyltransferase 2C-like
Exons: 40
Coding region: 158-15964 (5268 amino acids)
Biological process (GO): positive regulation of transcription by RNA polymerase II
Cellular component (GO): nucleus; MLL3/4 complex
Molecular function (GO): transcription coactivator activity; histone H3K4 methyltransferase activity; histone binding
Source: RefSeq, a predicted model, not a curated record
ACAACUGUCGUUUGUAAUUUUAGGUUGACAUGUUGUGUGAUGGUCCGUUGUGUGUUAUCUUCCACUUUCCUUAAUUUUCGGAUAUUUAUUUGUAUUUAGGGAUGUUUAAUUUGAAAUAAUAUUAAUUUUUAGAAUGGAUAUAUUGAGCGAGUAGAAAAUGGACGACCUAACAUCUGGGCUAGACCCGGAGAUGCUUAUGGACCUGGAGGAUCCAGAAGCAUCAGAGUUAGAAGAUGAUGAUGAGGAAUUUGUCGAAGAACCGUUACCUUCACCACUUCAACUUCCUUCUUCUGGGCCUGGAUCUACUGCUACUUCUAUUACCUCAUCUCCCCCAAACAAUGAUGAUUUUUUGCCUCCUUUCAAUUUUACUGGCAAGCCUCUCAGUUCUAUCAGAAGGGGUAGGGGUAGACCAAGGAGAGAAGGGGGUAAAUCGCUACCUCGCAAACAACCUAUUGGCAACAAAAUCAGGAAAACUAGACCCCCUGGUGGAGGUCGUGGUACUGGUCCUAAAAGAGUCAAAGUGGACAGAGAUUACGAGUUGAGUCUAGCUCUGAGUGAUGACAUGGGGAUGUUAGAUCCUGAAACAGGUGCUUUUGUCUUCAACGAUAAACCAUCUUUACCAACCGUUGAUGAUAUGCCAUAUGCCCCUGAAGCUUGGCCGGGUAAAGUAUGUGCCUUCUGCAAUUUGGGAGAGAGAAGUCAGUUAGGCCAAGGUGAAUUCUUGAGGCUGAGUUGUCCAGAUGGUUUCAUUCCACAACGAAUGACAACAUCAAGCUCCCCUAGUACUUCUGCUCCAAAUCCAGAAAAAGAAUGUGGCGAUAAGAGCCCCAGAGGUCCAGUCACCUGCAGACGACAGAAAAGUUUCAAUAAAUGCAGAAAUCCCUCAAUGACCAGUGAAUAUGUGGAUGAAUUGACUAUAAUAGGUUAUACAGAUGAACCUGAAGUAUCACAGUUGUAUGAACAAUCAGGUCAUUUUUAUGUGCAUCGAAGUUGUGCUUUAUGGUCUCAUGGAGUUGUUAGGAAUGAGCUUUAUGCCUUGGAGAAUGUGGAUGUAGUAGUCCUGCAAAGUUCUUCCAGAAAGUGUUCAUUUUGUAAUCAUUUUGGAGCAAGCCUGGUUUGUAAGGCAGAUGCUUGCAAUAAAUUUUAUCAUUAUCCAUGUGCCACAGCUGCCGGUGCCUUCCAAGAUUUGCCAACUCUGACCAUGUUUUGUAACCAUCACCUUAAUCAGGCAUCUUAUUGCGAAUCUUCAAUAUGUUACACCUGCAAAGCUCCAGGAGAUAUUGCAAAUUUGGUGUAUUGCUCCUCGUGUGGUGAACAUUACCACGGUACAUGUGUUGGUUUAGCUCAGUUACCAGGUGUUCGAGCUGGUUGGCAAUGUAGAAAGUGCAGGAAUUGCCAGGUUUGUCGCAGCACUGGUGACGAGUCAAAGCUGAUGACUUGUGAGCAGUGUGACAAAGUAUAUCAUGCAGGUUGUCAGAGACCGAUUGUUACAACUAUACCUAAAUACAGUUGGAAGUGUAGGUGUUGUCGUAUAUGUGGAGACUGCGGAUCUAGAACACCUGGUGCUGGGUUAUCAUCUAGGUGGCAUGCUCACUACACAGUUUGUGAUUCCUGUUAUCAACAAAGAAAUAAAGGAUUUAGUUGCCCGAUAUGUCGUAGAGCUUAUAGAGCACAUGCUCAUAGAGAAAUGGUGCAAUGUGUAGCUUGUAAUAGAUUUGUCCAUGGUACAUGUGACCCAGAAGCUGAUUUGAGUAACUAUCACCAGAAAAAAGAAGCAAAUCCUGAAUAUGAAUAUGUUUGUAGCCUAUGUAAGAGUGUUGUAAGCAGAGCUACCCAACCAAUUUUGUCUAAAAGGAACAGUAUUGACGAUGGAGGAGAUUCUUUAUCUGUAUCUCAAGAGUCUCUCUAUGAUGAUAUGUAUGAUUUUGAUGCAAACGUAAACGAAGGUGCAGUCCGCAGCAUGGGUCUUGGCAAAGGAAAACCCUACAGUGCCCUCAAGCUGGCCAGCAGAAAACGCCUACACUCGGCUGGAUCGGGGCAACCUGGUCGACCUAAGGGUAGCGGGAAAUUGGGGUUCACUAAGAAGCAGCGUAUGCAUGAAUUUGGUCGAAAAAGAGGGCCGAAAUCAAAGAUGCGCGGUAUGUUUGGAUUUCCCGGAGUGGGACUUCAACGUCCCAUUUCUGAUGGAAAGAAUCACGAUGAUGAACCGGGUGUUGAGAAAAAGUUAGUGUUGUGUUCGGCCACAGAUAAAUUUGUUCUAUCUCAAGAUAUUUGCGUCAUGUGUGGAGCUUUAGGCACCGAUCAAGAAGGUUGCCUCAUAGGGUGUGUGCAGUGCGGACAGUGUUAUCAUCCAUAUUGUGUCAAUGUUAGGGUUACAAAUGUAGUGUUGGAGAAAGGCUGGAGAUGUUUGGAUUGCAUAGUUUGUGAAGGAUGUGGUGAAAGAAAUGAUGAAGAGCGGUUGAUUCUGUGUGACGAUUGCGAUAUAUCCUAUCAUACUUACUGCAUGGAUCCUCCUUUAGAAUUCGUGCCAAGGGGCACAUGGAAAUGUAAAUGGUGCGCUAUGUGCCAGAAAUGCGGUGCCACCGAUCCAGGUUUCAAUUGCAGUUGGAUGUACUCGUAUACAGAAUGUGGUCCAUGCGCCUCUCAUACUGCUUGUGCCAGUUGUUUGGAACCAUAUGGUGAUGGCGAACUCAUCAUACAGUGCGUCCAAUGCGAGCGGUGGCUGCAUGGAGCUUGUGACUCCGUCAAAACCGAAGAUGACGCCGAGAAAUGUGCAGAUGACGGUUACAAUUGCAUAUUGUGCCGCCCUAGGGACGUUCCCCCUCCACAUCUAGUGCCAGUUGCUGUGAUAAAACCUCCUACUCCAGUCAAGAGUCCUGAGGUGAAAUCUAAUACCAAUUACUUCAUGGACGGUAUCUAUUUAAGCGAAUCUGGUCAUAACCUGAUCAAAUCGCUCACCUCAGAGCAUCACACCACAAGGAAAAAGAGGAAAAAGGUACCAACAGUUCAAGAUAAAGAGGCUGGGAUACUAGCAACUAUCGAAUCUGUCGUUGCUGGUAGCAGUACCGAAGGAAAUCCUCUGGAUGAAAACCCAAAAAUUGAAAUGAUGGAUGUGAAGGAAGAACCUCAGGAACUUUAUAAAGAGGGUAUGAUGUGGGGUAAAGAGGAUGGUCCUCCUCCAGAAGGUUUUACAAUUUUUACAAUGGAAAGCGGCGUUAGUGUGUUGAGGAGAAAAAGACAAAGAAAUCUCCAAAAAAUGGGCAUCGGUGGUUUUUUGGUCAAAGUUAGAGGAUCUAGGAUUGGCCAAGAAAACGAUGAAUUUGAUAAUCAGCUACGUCUUCAAUCAUUACAGUUGGGUGCUGAUUCAGGAUCACAAAACUUGAUCAAUUGUCCAGAUGGUGAAAAACAGAAGAAGAAGCCCAUAAGGAGAAAAGUAAAGAGCAAACUAUCAGAAACCUUUCCUCCGUACUUACAGGAAGCGUUCUUCGGAAAGGAAUUGUUAGACAGUACCAAAGAGUUGGCAAGCUCCAGUAGUGAUGAAGAUAAACCAAAUGCAGAUGCUGAUAAAUCCAUACAUUUAUCGCAGGACGAAAUGAGGGCCGUAGCUGCUAUGAAUUGGAAAAAAGAAGAACCUUCUACAAGUCAGUCUGUGCCCAACAGGGCUACUCACUUUACGAGGACGGGAGCCGCCCCUAAAUUAGCACCGAUGGUCAUGAAAAAGGAGGAAGAGGAUGAUGCAGAAGAAUUUAAAGAUGUGUUGGCAUUGCCUGGCGAUCUUAUCGAUAAUGAUCUUGUCAACACAUUGAUGAAUCAGGAUGAUGACGAGCUGACAAAGAAUACAACUUCCUUAGACGCUCUAGCCAGAGAUGCCAGUUUACCAGACGACACUGAUAUAACAGAUACCUUAGGAAGUGCUGAGAAUUCAAAGGAUACCAAAGAUGAAUUAAGUGAUAUAUUAGGAUCUCAUUUCGAUUUAGAUGCCAUACCUAAUAUUAACAGUAAGGAUGUAGAAGAUAUUUUUAAGGGUGUUCUUACUGAUGAGUCUCAAGAAUCUCAAGAAAGCAAUACGUUUUCUCUGCCGGGAGGCAACAUUUUCCAGAACGCUUCUUCUCAACCUGUACUUCAGCAGCAUCCGAUACCUCAACCUCCUAUCAGACCAACAUCUUUGCCAACAGUGCAGAAUAAUUUGAAUUCACCGUUGAACUUCCCAGCGCAGUCACCUUAUCAUUCAGAAUAUAGCAACAGCCCUCAAUUUAGUCCUGCAUUCUCCGAACCCACUCAGAACGCUUGGGUUUCUUCAGUAAAUGAAACCCCCGAAGUGGAAACUGUUCCGCCCAUAACUUCCACACCGUCCACCUAUAAUCAGAGGUCUUCAGAUAAAAUGAAGGCCGACGAAGGUCUAGGAGAUGGCGCCACAAUAUCUGCAGUACUGUACGCAAAUCUGAAUCAUCCAGAGUGGAAGUCCGAUUAUCCAAAUUGGAGCGACAGGUACAAGCAGAUGAUUAAGAAAUGGAGAACUCUGACCACUGACCAGAAGGCUCCUUACCUUCAGAAGGCCAGGGACAACAGGUCUACACUGAGGAUGAAGAAGCAGACGCAGUCCCAGGCCAGCAAGGAACCCACUUCAACCGGCGUUACAUCUUCGACGACCAAGGUGGCGGCAACACCGCAGCCAGCACCUUCCACCAGCAUAAACAGCCAGCUACAAAACGUCGUCGUUCCAGCAGCGACAGAGGAUCAGGAAAAAAUGAACAAUCAAAGGAAUGCAGCUAGAGAAGCAGAACAGGAACGUCAGUGGAAACAACUACAGGCUUUGAGGCUGCAACAAGCCCAGCAUCAGCAACAUGUCAUUCACGAACAGAGAGCACAAGCUAUAGCCAGAGUCCAACGAAACAUUGGGGAUGUCAACCAGCAAUUCCUGCCCGAUCUCCAGGUUAACACUGCCCUCCAAGACAUACCUCCGGCUGCGUCUCCUUCUCCUCGUCAGUUCCCUUCUCUUGGUAUGAAAUCACCUAAUUUUUCCCAUCCUUCCGCGUCUGCAUUACGCCCAACGACACCAAGCCCCGCCCACGAGUUCCCUCCCAAUACACCCGACUCUACCGAUCCAUACGCACAGCAACCGGCCACGCCUAAACCCCAACCUCCGGUAUUCCAAACACGACCCUCUAGCGACGGUUUCAUUCAACAGCCUCAGAUUAGACAACAGUUUGCAUUGCCACUACGGUCCACACCGCAGGGCAUACAAAUCAGGCAGGAUGGACCAGAAAUCAACAACCAUCUCAGAGAUCUCCUACAGCGUCAACAGUUCAAGAAGUUGGACGAACAGGCUUUAGCUGGUAAAGGUCAACAGAGACUUUGGCCUCCGCCAAGCGAAACCCAAGACGGAAAUGAUGCUCCUGUAGUAAACGCAACAGGAACAGCAGACGGUACUUUCAGACAACCGCUGCCUCCAGGUAUUGUUAGACCUAGGAUGCCAACGGCUUUGCCUAAUGUACAGAGACAGACACUUAUUGGACUGAGGAUGCAACCAGUUCAAAAUAUAGACACAAGGAUGAGAAUGCUUAUGCAGCAACAACAGCAAGUAAAGCAGAGACUUGCUCUCCAAAAUCCCAAUAUGCAACAGCAAACUCUGCAACAACCCAACGUACAAGGGCUCCGUUUCGCGCCGGUGCCACCCUCUGGCGAUCAGUACGAACAGCUCCUGCAAAGACAACAUAUUUUUCAAAAUAAGAUAAUUGACACGCAGCAGCAACAACAGCAGCAGCAACAGCAGAAUAUUCUUAAGCAGCAGCAGGUACAGAAUCAUCAGCUUCUGGCAAAGCUGCCAGUGUCUCAGCAGCAGAACGAUCCUGCAAGUCUGUUGGUUAGCAGCACGACAGCAAGCGAACAAGAAAUACCGGAUAAUGUUACGGCAGAGCUGGAAAAGCUCGAACAGGAAACUGGCACCAUGGUGGAAUUGCAAGGAGUCAGUGACAUUUUGGGAGGACUGGGAGAGGAUGAUGAUGAACUUCUUGCCGAAAUGGGCGCAGAUUUCAACAUACUGGAAUAUGCGGAUCCAGAAUUGGAAGCCUUGGCGGGUGAAAAGACUAACAUUCUUGAUUUGGAAUUGGAGGAGGAACCGUUGAAGAAGGAAAAGGCGAAUGUACGAGCUGUAUCGCAGGUUCAAUCUCAACCCCCUCCACCCUCCCCAGCCCAGCAAAUGCCUCCACAGAUGGAGAUAAAGAAAGAACCUAUCCAUACCAAUGUAGCUGCUGUUACUCAACAACAACCUGUUGUGACUAACAACUCUCAGCCGCCGCCACUGGUGAUGCCUCAGAAUACAGUGCAUCAGGUGCCUCCCAGCUCAGCUCCUUUGUUGCAACAGAUUCACCAGCAUAUGAUACAACAGGUGCAACAAGCUGCGGCUCAAAAUAGACCUAUGCCUCCAGGGUCUAGGCUGCAAACACUAGAUGGCGUUACAGGAGUUGUAACACCGAAUAAUAAUGUACAACUACAUGUUCCACCGAAUUAUCAGAGGAUGUUGAUGACACAACUUCACAAUCAGAAACUUCAAAUGAGGGUGGGCCAGUCAUUGCCCAGAAUGCUGAAUCCAACUAGUCAACCAUUACAUCAGGCUGGUUUGCCAAUUGGAGCACCCAGAAUGGGCGUUCCUCCACCACCGCCUCCACCUUACCCUGGUCCGCCUCCACCCUACCCAGGUUCUUCCAAUAAUGCUCAACAGCAGCAGCAGCAGCAACAGAUGGGAUUGAGAAUGGGGCCUUAUCCGCUUCAUCAGGGCGGCCACGUCCAUCACAUUCCGCCGCCUCUACCCAGUUUUCCGCCGAUGAGGAGACCGUUGCUGCUCGAGGAGCAACCACUUCUUCUAGAAGAUCUGCUUGAACAGGAGAAGAGAGAACAGGAGAAGCAGAACCAAGCACAUGUUGGAGUAGGACAGAACAACUUAUCAUCAUUAUCUAACCCUGAAUCCGCUUUGCUCAGUGAUCAUGAUUUUGAAAGACUCAAAGCAGACGUCUUUGAUAAUAAUUUGGGUCUAGGCCAACCUGCCCCCCAAGCAGCACCGCCAAUAGUUCCUCAGAAUAUUUGGCAGCACAACCAGCAGAGCCAAAGACCGGUACCAACGCCCUCCCCCGCACCUCAGGCUGCGGUGGACGUCCAACCCAAAGUACAACUCUUCAAUGUCAAUCUUCUACCAGCACCUCCGUUACCGCCGGAGAAUAUAGCGACAGAACAAGACAAACAGACCCAAAUAGUUUACGAACAAUGGUUGAACCAUCAGAACAACAUCUUGACUCAACAGCUUAGAUACUACGAAACCGAAGUACAGAAACUUAGGAAGUUACGAAAGUCUUUGAAUAGCAAGCAGAGACAAUUAAAGAAAUCGGGUAAUACCCUGACAGAAGCUGACGCCACUGAGUUGCAGCGAAUAUCUGCCGAGCAGUCAAUACUUCAGAAACAUUUGGAAUCGAGCAGGAAGCAAACCAGACAGCAUGGAAUGCUCAUACAGGUCUAUAUGAAGGAAUACCGGAACAAGCAAGCCAAGCAGCAUCCGACGUCGCCACACAUGAUGAACCAGCAGGGACAGAGUCCGUUAGGGCCCCCAGGAAGUUCGCCGAUGCACCAUCCCAGUACAUCGCAGUCGCCGAUGAUGUCGCCGUCCGCCUCGAUGUCGCCCCUCACUCAGCACAACUCCCCGCUGCACAGUCCUGCGAACAUGCUGAGCCAAUCGCCGGGUCCUGCUUCCGUGCCAAAUCUGCUGCAGAGUCCCAGCAGUAGCAUGGCGGGUAGCGGCAUGUCCCCGAUGAACCCGUCACCCAGGAUAGGUACUCCGCAUUCCCAGAGCGACAGUCCGGUGCAUUCACCGUCACAAAUAUGUUUACCGCCUCCUGCGGCCCCUAGGAUGACGUCACCGCAACAUAGACGCGUGGUCACCAGUCCUGUGGCGUACUCGAAUGAUGCAAGGCCUCAGAUGAGGUUCAUAAGGACGCCUAUGAACGAGCACUCACCGGUUUUGCAACAGAGGAUAGUGAGGAUGGCUUCGCCAUCCGCUUUCCAACAGAAACCUGGCACUCCGUCUCCUAUGAACAGUCCACCGCCGUCGGCACAAAUAAACCUUUCCCAUCAACUGUUGCAGAAGCAGCUUCACCAGCAAGCGUUGCUUCAACAGAUUGGAGAAGGGGGUCAGAACGAAACUGCUUUAGCUCAAUUCCAAAGAGCUACGCAGCUAAUGAAGCAAAGAAAUUUACUCAGACAACAACAAAUGAACCAACAACAGCAACAGAUGGCUCAACAACAACAGUUGGCACAACAGCAACAACAGUUGGCACAACAGCAGCAACAACAGAUGGGCCAACCACAACAACAAAUUGGUCAACAACAGCAACAGAUUGGUCAACAACAGCAACAUAUGGGCCAACCCCAACCUUUGACACCUCAACAGCACCAACUAAUGAUUCAACAGCAACAACAGCUUGCAAAACAGCAGCAACAGCACAUAGCUCAGAUGCAAGCUCAGGCUAGGUUAAUGAACCAGCAGCCGAACAUUCAACCACCAAAAUCUCCGAUGCCACCCAAAAGUCCGAUGGUACAACAGCAGAUUAUGUCACCUCAUUCAAUGCCGCCGUCUCCGAUGCCUCCUAAGAGUCCUAUGAUGGCUUACGGGCAUCAGCAUCAACAGCAACAACAGAUCCAAUUACAACAACAACAGCAACAACCUCCCCACUCUCCGAUGGCACGUAGUCCUGGCUUUCAUCAAGGGAUGGGCCAACCACCAAGCAGUCCGAUGCCUCAACAUCACCAAUCACCAAGUCCCGUGCCAAGGAGCCCUAUGAUGAAUCCGAUCAUGUCUCCGAUGAGCAUGAGAAGACCUUCAACCACCCCUGAUAUGCCCGAUAGGCCUAUGAGCGUAGAGAGGCCGAUGAGUGUCGAGAAUCCAGCUACUCCAAGGACUCCCUCAUACAUGAUGGACAACAGUCACGGCGGAGGCGGUAAUCCGAAUAAUCCUUGCAAUCCAAUUCCGGCCCCGCCUACCAUAAGAUACAUCAAGUUGGGUCUUAGAGGAGGUUCGCCGAUGUGGAACUUUGCCAGAGGUGCGAAGAGGGUACCUACGCCACCUUCAAACGCCGGCGGUUCGGGCGACAAGGUCAAAGUCGAGGCAGUACCUCAGCCUUCAAGGAUGGUCAAGAAGGAAUCGCACCUAACUAAAGUAUCAAUUUUAAAGAAAAGAACAGUCGGAAAACUACACUCUUCUGGGAAAAUUGGUUCUUUGGUUAGUAGCGAUUAUAACGAUCUCGAUGAUAGCUCCAGUACGCCACCACUCCCACCUUCACCGAUAGCGUCAACUAGCCACUUGACGGCUCAUAAGAAAAUCAUCGAACAGCAGGAAUUGAAGGAAGAUCACCAUAUGGUGGUGAUGGAAAACACUCCUGAUGAAAUUAUGGAUUACGACGACGAUAACAGUACAGUUCUCUCGAACGAGGUUUCCUUGAAUUCCGCUGCUCAGAAUGAUGGAGAUGACGUCAUGGAAACGCUGUCACAGAGCGACCUCAAUGAUGUGAUGUCCAGUCCUCUCGAUUCUGCCCAGAUUUCUGACGAGUAUCUUCUGUUUCACGGCAACGUCGUAGAUCUGGGAGAGGAACAGUUCUCGGAUAAGGAUGGCAUGGAAGAUUAUGAUGAUGAAGACGUGCAUAUAGUGAUAAGAAGCCCGACUACAAGCGACGACGAAUUUCUAAUGCAGGAGAAGAAUAAAAAGUACAGCAUGCAGUCGAUUUCUUCUCAGUUAUUGUCGAUAUCUGAGGCUCCGGAAUCUCCGGAACAAGAAGAGCUUAAUACGGAUCCUUCGUCGGAGCACGAGGAGGUUGAAACCCAGGGUUACGAUGAUUCGAACAUUGUAGCGAUGGAUCAAUCUAUGAAGAUGUCGGAGGAACAGAUAUCAACCAAAGAGGAUUUCGAAGAAUUAAUAGACGAAGGCUCAAGAAAGCAGAAUCUUUUAAAGUCUUCAAUUAUAAACGUAUCCGAUAUAAAUGAUUUUCAUAAGUAUACAUCACAGUCAUACAGCUUCCAACAUCAAAAAAGUAUACAGGUGAUCCAAAAACCGAAUGUCAACGCCCAUUCGAGGGGACAGGUCAAGCAGGCACCACAAAAACUCUCUAUAAUAACCACACCAAUGAUUCACAGCGUCGCCACUGUAACUUCUGCUGAUGGAAAGAUCACGACAACCUUGCAGAGCAGACAGAAUGUUCUCACACUUCCGAAAUUGACAACGAAACAGCCCGUGAUUACUUUUGUGAGUGCCGGAUCUUCCCAAAUGAGCUCCAUCAUACCAGCCGGAUUUUCGGUCCCGGUUAUAAGUGCCAGCGCAGUUAGGCAACUGGCUAACGUCAAAGUCUUAGAUAAACCAUCUUCUUCACUCUCAUUGAGCCACGAUAAGAGCCUGCCCAAGAAGAUUUUCGAAGACGAUUCCGUGUCGCCAGACAGUAGCUCCAAUUACGAUGAUGAUAAAAAGGAUUCUUCCGAUGAAAAAUCUAAGAACGACUCUCCUCCCGCUGAACAAACUAGGAGACCGAGUUUCUCCAGGAGCGAAGAGCAUAAGCCCGAACAAAAUGUCAAAAUAUUGACCAUUGAACAUAGAAGACCAUCACCCUCACCUUCGCCCCAACAAAGAAGAUCUCCAUACCAAGAUAAUUCUAAUGACAACAAAGAUAUCAUUCCGAAAACUGUUGAGAACGUUUUUAUUUCAGAAGCGUCGAAAAAGCCUUCUAGUCCUAUCAUCUCCAAGGCGUUAUCUUCCCCUGUCAUCAUCCACAACACUCCAGAAUUGAAGAUGACAGCUCAGGUUAUACAAGAAUCUCAAACAGGAAGACCUGGGAAUGAUACAUUUGAAUUGAGCACAUCGGAAGAUUCCAAAUCUGUAGUUAUUUCUAUACCGUCGCCGACACCUUCGCAAGAGCAAAUGUUAGACAAUUUGACGUUACAAGCCAUGGAAAAGAGACGAAGAGAUGGCAAAAGCAUUAUACCUAGCGAAUUCGAAUCGUUCGAAGACGUGCUGGAUAUGAUAGAGAAUAUUACGGGCGAACCACCGACUGUACUUGAUGAUAUAAAGAAGGAGUCAACGGAUGAAGUUGACAAGAAGUUGGAAACGAGUAAAGCGGAUAAUGUAUCCAAGAGGGAAAUUAAAACAAUCUCGGUUGUGAAUGCUGUUAGUAACAUUAGUAAACAGACGAUGCCUCAGCUUUCGCCGUUAUCUCAACCUACUGAAUUAACAACGAAUAUGGCUAAUGCUUCGCAACAGUUAAGAAGCUUGCUUUCGCUGCAUACGAGCAGCGCUUCGUCUAGUACGGAGAGCAUUGUAAAGAGUGAAGCUCAGAAGAUAACUUCUUCCGUUAUCAUGUCGGCCAGUCCGGUGGUAACCUCAAAGAUAAUCCAACAUAUCGGACAACCAACGAGCACCACUUUAAGUACGGUCAUAGUACCUAACCUAAAAACGUCCAUCAACACCGUCAUCAACAACGCCAUCAAGACCUCGAAUAUUCAUCUGCCCAAGGUUUUCAGUGUUUCGAAUGCCCAGACUCAAAAUAUCUCAACUAGCAGUAUACAGACACCCAGAAGUAUUUCCAACUAUCAUCUGAUACCCGAUUAUUCGAAAUUGGCACCUGUUUCAGCAAUAGGUUCCUCUCAAAACACGUCUUUUACACCACCCACUUCUUCCAUAUACAAAACCUCGGUGAUAACCAGCGCUCCGACUCAAAUUGAGGUUAAAAAGCCUUCGCUUUCGUUGAAUGCAAUGUUACAAUCGCAUCCCGCAGCAAGCCCUACUGCCAGUACAUCGGUGGAGAACAUAACGGCGGCUAGUCUGUUGGCCACCCCUAUCAGCUUGUCGAAAGCGAACUUCAAUACUUCGUUAGUUCAGGCCCAACCCAACGUUCUUUUGGCGCAAGCUGCAGCCAAUGCCAUCAAUAGUAACCCUCCGACCAGCAGGAUGACAUUGAACUUGACCUCUGCGGCACCUCCGUUGAUACCCACUAUCAGAACCACGUCAGGUACCAAUUUGUUGCACACGCAACUGACCAAAGUGCUCAAGAAGCCAGAGGCUUUCAAGCCGGAACCUAUGGAAAUUGAUGAAGUGAAGCAGGAGAUUAAGGAAGAACCAUUCACCGAGGUUAAACAAGAGGCUCCGACUGUUACCAGACCGACCAGCUUACCAAUUCAUAUAAAUAGAAACGAGGAUUCUCAGAACGUCCUGUUAAAGAAGUUGCUGCAGAACACAGCUUGUGCUAGCACCCAGUCCGCUCCUAUUCCGACGCUUCCUUCUGCUGUAACCACUGCUUCAAUUAUGGGGAUGAAUAGCGAUAUCAAACCGACGCCAACUCUUGCAUCGCUUUUACCGACUCGGAGCGAGCCGGCUAUGAUACCACCGACUUCCAAACCUCCGAUGAUGACACAGAAACCCACCCUGAUGACCAGGGAAACGUCCUUCGUGUCGAAUCCGAUGGUUCAUCACAAUCCGACUUCGACGGCUGGCGCCAUAACCUCGCAACCGUUACACAUCGACAUCAAGAAGUGCCUUCCACCAAGCAGGACUCCGAGUAGGGAUGAUCUGCUGUCGCCUCAGACGCCUAGGUCUUCCGGCAGCCAGGAUUCCAGUUUACAAACGCCUCCUUUAGCGAUGAAGAGAGAUGCUAGUCAACUGAUACCUCAGAGUCCCGCUUCCAUCACUCACGAAGUCAAGCGGGAGUUUUUGGACGAAAAUUCGCAGCACUCUGAGAUUUCCGACCACAGCCGUUCGGACGUCAUUAUAAAAGAGGAGGUCGAAGCGAUGGAUAUCUCGGAGAAGAUAAUGGUCGAUCCCAAGGAGGAGCUGAAGAAGCAAAAAAGGCGGCUAUACCAGCAGAAGAGGAGGCUAAAUCAAAUGCAGAGUAAGGAGAGCUCGGCUCCGCCGAAAAAGAGGCCUCGGAAGAACUCGAAGAUCGAGGAGGACUACGAUACCUACCUGGAUGGUGUCCUGGCGCAGCUGCGAACCCUGCCGCCCCUCAGCGUGAAGGAGCCGGUCUUCCAUAAGAACUACGGAGUGGUACCUGUCUUCGGUUACGGAGAUUUCAGCAAACUUGGCACGAAGGAAUUUGACUCUCGGUACGGGGACUUGACUGGUGUGUAUGGUAACGCCGUGCUUCCCAACUGUCUGGACUAUUACGAGUCGAAGCCCUUCGGUGAACUCGACCCGUUGGAAGAAACGCCCAACUCGUCGCUCUAUAGGGACUUCUACGAGCAGGAAUUUCCACCCGUAUUCUUCGAGAGUGAGGAAAGCAAGAGGUACGACCUCUUUUCCAGAGAUGAUUCGCCCGAAUGCAUAGAACCGUGCACCUCGCCUGAAGACGAAUAUAGCAUACCUAGUCCUGAGCCAGAUCUGCACGGUUUGGAACUGAGGUUCAAAGCGGUCAAGCAGUCGAAAAAGAGAAAAAGGAAGAAGAGGAGGAGAAGACGCAAAAAGCUCACUGGGAAGAUAUCUAUCAUCCAUCCUAAAACUAUAGGAUCGAAGAACAACAUGAUGGAUCCUCUAGUGAACGAAACUGUUGAAACGGAAAAAGAAAACGUUGACAAGGAAGUGGCAUUAAGAUCCAAGAGUGGCCAAAGCGACGCCCCGCAAAGUGCUCCUUCUAAGGACGACGGAAACGUCACUGUUACUUUGACGUUGACGUCUUCAGCUGCAGAAAACAUCAUGGGCGUGUUGAGGGACCUGGCAAAUAUCCUGCAUAUCCCAGCCCCGACCACAUACCAGAUUGUCGAACGAUCUCCCACUCCUCCUAGCCAGAAGUUGGGUAUGUACAGGACAAUUGGAAAAGACGGAAAAGUAGGAGCUCCUAUCGACAUACAGAGUAUACUUAAUGGUGCAGCUAAGUUCUGCAAACAUUGUGACAUCGUCAUCGAUAAAGGAAAGGAAAAGGUGAUCAAGAAGAAAGUUUCGGAACUUCCGUUCCUGUACAAAGAUUCUGAACUUCUCGGGGAUGGCGAUGAUCUCUAUUUUUGCGACACCACUUGCUACGUGCAGUUUGCGGUGAUGAACAGGUCUCCUCUCAUGACCCAAGAUAAGGCCGCCGCUAUAAUUGAUCAUCUUUGUCAGAAGGACAAGGCGGAUGCAAAGGCUAGGAAUGAUCCUUUCGAUCCCAAGAACCUUGUCAUUGAGAAGAUGGCGGUGCAAAAAGAUGAGAGGUUGAUGUUCGGAAGAACCUUCAGUCACUCUGGAGAUACUACUGGACAGACUCAUAAAUGGCGGGGCGUUAGAUAUAAGACAUUUACCGCUGGCUGCCUUCAACCGGCCAACCGAUACAAGAAACCAACUGAUAAGGAGACGAUGGAACAACUUUACAAAAUGGGCAUAACUCUGACUCCUUCCAAGGGUGUUGAAGACUCAAGACGCUGCCUGUUCUGUCACGCCGUAGGCGACGGCGUAGCAGAUGGCCCCGGUAGGCUGCUCAACUACGAUGUCGACAAGUGGGUCCAUCUGAAUUGUGCUCUGUGGUCCGAGGGCGUGUACGAGACAGUCAAUGGAGCUUUAGUAAACUUGGAAAACGCCCUUAGGCAAAGUAUGAACUCGACUUGCGUUCAUUGUCACACUACUGGAGCAACAGUUCGUUGUUUUAAGACGAGGUGUUCGAGUGUUUACCAUCUGAACUGCGCUGUGAAAGACAACUGCGUUUUUUACAAGAACAAAACAACAUUCUGCGGUCCACAUGUACCCAAAAACGAAAAAGACAAUGAACUGACCACGCUAUCAGUGUCCCGCAGAGUUUACAUCAACCGUGACGAGAACAAACAAGUGGCUGCCGUGAUGCACCACUCUGACACCAACAAUUUGCUCAGGGUGGGCAGCUUGAUCUUCCUCAACGUUGGUCAACUGUUACCUCAUCAGUUGCAGAACUUCCACACCCCCUACUACAUCUACCCUAUAGGCUAUAAGAUUGUGAGGUUUUACUGGAGUAUGCGCAGGCUGAACAAGAGGUGUCGCUAUGUGUGUUCUAUUCACGACAACCUUGGCAAGCCGGAAUUUAGGGUUCUGGUUCAGGAUCCUCCGGAGGAAGAAAUCGAACUUAAGGACAGCACGCCCAGAGCUAUUUGGUCGAGGAUUCUGGAACAGUUGGCUAACCUGAGGAGGGAGCAUCAGUGUGUCAAACUUUUCGAUAAGUUUGUUAAUGGAGAAGACUUAUUUGGUUUGACAGAGCCUGCGGUUGUUAGAGUUUUGGAGAGUUUACCAGGUAUUGAAACACUGACCGACUACAAGUUCAAGUAUGGCAGGAAUCCACUUUUAGAACUACCCCUUGCUAUUAACCCCUCCGGGGCAGCUAGGGCUGAACCGAAACUCAAGGUCCAACAACACUGGAAACGACAUCAUACCCAACGAUCCGCAGGUUCGUCUCUGAGACCCUUAUUUGGCCCCUCCCCACCAGGGUCAUCUGUGAGCACCUUUAGCGAGGCGACCUGCCCUUACAGCAAGCAAUUUGUGCAUUCGAAGAGUUCCCAGUACAAAAAAAUGAGGCAAGAAUGGAGGAACAACGUCUACCUGGCGAGAUCUAAGAUCCAAGGGUUGGGGUUGUAUUCUGCCCGUGACUUGGAGAAACACACCAUGGUUAUAGAGUAUAUAGGAGAGAUUAUAAGGACUGAAGUAGCUGAAACUAGAGAGAAAAAAUAUGAAGCAAGGAAUCGUGGUAUCUAUAUGUUCCGACUUGAUGAAGAACGAGUAGUGGAUGCUACACUUUCAGGGGGUUUGGCAAGAUACAUUAAUCAUUCCUGUAACCCCAAUUGUGUAGCCGAGACAGUUGAGGUGGAUAGGGAUUUGAAAAUUAUCAUAUUUGCUAAAAGACGAAUCCAAAGAGGAGAGGAGCUAUCUUAUGACUAUAAGUUUGACAUUGAAGAUGACCAGCACAAAAUAUCGUGUAUGUGUGGAGCCCCAAAUUGCAGAAAAUGGAUGAAUUAGAUCUAGAACCCAAAUACUAGUUGAAUUUUUAUAAAUAUAUAUAGAUUUAUUUUGGCUGAGAUUUAUAUCGGAAAAUAAAUUCACAAUACACAAAACCGAAAUCACACAGACUGUUAAAGGUGCCAUUUAGUAUUGGACAAUAUUUAGAGAAGAAACACAUUCCACUUGUUAUGGUCUUCAAAGUUCAGGACCUGUGCUUGAAUAUAUUUUCUUAAAAUAAUAAUCAUUAGGAAAUGAUUCUUGUGAUCCGGGUUAGGGACCAAAGUUACCCCCACCCUAUUUUAGUUUAUUGAAUUUCUGAAAUCCUCAAAUGUUCAAGUAUUAUAAUUUACCCUUAUCUUUAGUAAAAAUGAUAAUUAAUAAUUUUAUUUUUAUCAAUUAACUGGUUUGGAUCUUUUUUGGACCGUCUGAUGUAAAGUUUAAUUGUUUUUCUUGAAAACUUGGAAUUACCUGCCAGAUGAUUGCUGUGCAAUAAUUGAAUACUUAGAGAAAGGUGUAAUUUGUAAAUAGCUCAAAUGAAUAUUUUAUUAAGUUUUUUGUUUUUCUUCAAAUUUUAUACUUUUCUUGGACAUGUGUCUGAUUGUUACUCAGAUGUUUUCUGAUGUAUUGUAUAUUUUGUUUAAAUAAUUUUGUAUCAACAUAUUUGAUGAGUUUUGCAAUACAAUAUUAAUCAAGAGUGAUUAUAAUUUAUUUUUUUCUAUCAAAUGUUGUUGGAUGUAAUUUUUGUCUGUUUUAUGGCAAAAUGACAAUCACUUGUACAAAGCUAAUUUGUAAUAAAUCACUUAUUACCUGAUAGUUCUGUUAUAGUUAAGUACAAAUUGAAAAAAUGUUAAGGCUAUGCAUUUGAGUGUACAUAAUAAACAAUUGUAAUAUAA